Messenger RNA from Rhagoletis zephyria (snowberry fruit fly), 1621 nucleotides. RefSeq names its product protein swallow-like. Lineage: Eukaryota; Metazoa; Arthropoda; Insecta; Diptera; Tephritidae. The record is from RefSeq and is a predicted model, not a curated record.
CUACCAGCAAUCGAAACUGGACGAAAAGCAGAGCGAAAUUACUCGCCUCAGGCAAAAUGUGGACUUCUUGCGCGUGCGCCUGAGCACAGCCGAAGAUCAGCUCAAGAAAACUCAGUGUGGUCGUUACACAUUGCAUGGCACUUCACUCUCAGGUUCGUUGGGUGGCUAUGGGCAGUUGGGACGACAGCCGUUGCAGAGUUUGCUCUACUGCGCGGCAAAGAGUACGAAGGCGACGCAGACAGAUUACGAGCGAAGCCGAUCGCCACCACCAGCUCCACCGNCGUUACAGCAAUAACUACAUGUACCAUUUCCACACAAAGUGGCAGUGGCAGUAGCGCGGCUGACGAAGAAGACGUCUACAUUGAUAAGAGCACAUACGCGCUGUUGUUGGAUGAGCGCGAUCGCUUAAAAUCUUACAAUGACUACCAGCAAUCGAAACUGGACGAAAAGCAGAGCGAAAUUACUCGCCUCAGGCAAAAUGUGGACUUCUUGCGCGUGCGCCUGAGCACAGCCGAAGAUCAGCUCAAGAAAACUCAGUGUGGUCGUUACACAUUGCAUGGCACUUCACUCUCAGGUUCGUUGGGUGGCUAUGGGCAGUUGGGACGACAGCCGUUGCAGAGUUUGCUCUACUGCGCGGCAAAGAGUACGAAGGCCACGCAGACAGAUUACGAGCGAAGCCGAUCGCCACCACCAGCUCCACCACCAUCACCUUCACCGCUAAACCUUGGGCUACCGCACGACCACGGAGACGGCGAUGACGAGCUGCAUGUUUUUGUGACACCCAACACGCCGGAUGCGAAUAACAAUUUAUGCAGCGGAGAUGGCACAAUGGAGGUGUGCGGUCGAAAUGCUAAGAACGUGGCGGCUAUACAACCAAUGUCGCUUUAUUUCAGCAGCUGCACGGAGGAGAGUGCCGAAAGGCGAACGGCGAAGGAGAGUGUCGCAUUGCGCAGGCGCAGCGAUUCCCUUAAGGUCCGACAGCAGCAGGCUGAACCGAGCGAAGCAAGCGGUAGUGGCAGCGGCACGUCCCAACACAACUCGCGCACCAGUCAACCGAGCAGCUCAGAUUCAGCCAUAGAGGUAGAAGUGAUUGACUUGUCAUCGUCGCCGAAACCGGCACGCCGUAAGCGUUUCAGCACCGAUCGAGAUGGGCGUGGAACUAUUGCACCGAAAAUUCGGCCACUAAAAUACAAUCACGAUCCACGCACACCCUCGCCCAUGGGCUUAUAUAUUGAGCGUUGUCCCAAUAGCACUGCUGUUGAUAUCUCUGACACGCCAGAGGUGCAAGGCCCUCGCAAGUUGGCCGCAAAAAGGAGUGCUGGUGGCCGUCGCAAAUCUAUUUCUCGCCGUUGGUUUUAUUUGCUCGGCAGUUGCAUGCGUUGCAGCAAUCGCCAACAGACAGAGAGUGAGCAGUACGCUCUUCAACAGACUUAUACCCAAGUUCCGCUGCUGGAGAAUACUUUUGAGCGUAGCGGCAUACAGGUGCGUUCUAACUAAGGCGAGAUGCCUCUUUGAGUUUAAUGUUUUAUUAUAUUUUUUAGUCAUAAUUUGUUAAGAUCUUUAUUUCGUGUUUAAAAUUGAAGUUCGCUUUUUUUUGUUUUUGAUAUUGCCAAGUCUAAUU